GUGCAUAUAUUUUCUUGGAUUGAUUUGAUGAAAAAUAGUUCGUGAAUUUUCCGAGAAAAUAUAUCGUCUUCUCAUUCUCAUUCACUUGUUGAUUUCCUGGAUGAAUAUCGCAUAUUGAAGCUUAUAACAGAAGAUUUUCGAUGUCUGUUCAACCAGGUUCGGAAAAAGAUUUAUUUUUCUAUAAAUCUGAGGCUAAUUGUUGCUUCGAAGACGUCAUGGAGGAAACAGAUAACUCUGAGAGACUAAACAAAGAAGCUCCUCGGUUAUGUGCGGUAUUGAAAGAAAUGAAGGAAGGAUUAGAUAUGUUGAGGAGUAAAGUGCAAGCUUUAACUGCAAAGGUGAGAGAAGAUCAUUUUCCAACUGCAGAUGGGAUAAGUUACCUUGAGGCCAAACAUUUGCUGCUUUUAAACUAUUGCCAGUCACUUGUCUAUUAUUUGCUUCGCAAGGCAAAAGGUUUAUCAAUUGAGGGACAUCCUGUUGUUCGGAGCCUCGUGGAGAUAAGAUUAUUUUUGGAGAAGGUUCGCCCAAUUGACAAAAAGCUACAAUACCAAAUUCAGAAGCUCACAAAGGUUACAGCUGGUGUAGUGGAUAAAGUAGGUUCAAGUGAGAAGGAAGAAGAUACAACUCAGAAGACAGACGAUCUGUUGAAAUAUCGCCCAAACCCAGACAUGCUUGUUAGCAAAAUAAAUACAAGUCAUGAGGAUGGUGGUGGUGUGUAUCGACCCCCGAAAUUCGCCCCUACUUCUAUGGAGGAAGAUAAGGUUUCAAAACAGGAAAGAAAUGCAAUGAGGAAGGAUAAAGCAGUUUUGCGAGAAGCUAGGCAAAGUGCAUAUGUGAGAGAACUGAUGGACGACCUCGAGGGAAGACCUGAAGAGGUGAGAGAAAUUGUUGGAACUGAAAGUAGAGAAGUAUUAAUAUAGGGCCAAGAUGAGAGCGUGCAAGGCGAUAAGAGGAGCUUUUUACUCGUGCCCCUCUGACAAAGGUGGAGAAAAAUAAAAUGAAACACUUGAAGAAGUCAAGAAAUGGGUUGCUUGGUCUGACGGACAGUUUUUAUGAUGAAAUUAAAAGUUUACCCUUGGAGGACAAUGUUGGUGAGCAAAUGACAGGCUUUGGCAAUGACAAUAGUGGAGAAAGAAGACCAAUGAAACGGAAGAGGAGGAAGCAUUAGGGACAAAAAGCUCAAAUCAUUUGGUUUGCAUAGCAGUUGGAUGCACUGGAGUAGUCUGGUAGGGAAUUGAGAGCUUGUAUUGGCAUCUAAAAUUUAGGUUUCUUACAACAGUUGUAUGAUGUAUCGUAUAAUCUUAUUUAUCCGGCUUUCCUUUUGGAGUUCAUCUGUCAGACAAACUGCAUUGGAACUUAAAGGAGUUGCUGCUAGUCUGAUACAUUUGUUUUUGGAUAAGUGCUAGUCUGAUACAUUUGCCUUCUAGUAUAAUAGUGGCAUUCAUCAGAAUUCUACGAGUGCACAAUUUCCAGAUGCGAGAUUUUUAUGUGCUUUUAAUUGUUUGGGUCAGUUACAAUGGUGUUUCACACAGGUUAUUGGUUUUUUAUUUUUACUCAAUACUGCCUGUGCUUUAGUCAAUAUGGUUUUUCCAUUUUUUA
Messenger RNA from Camellia sinensis, 1599 nucleotides. The record is from RefSeq and is a predicted model, not a curated record. Lineage: Eukaryota; Viridiplantae; Streptophyta; Magnoliopsida; Ericales; Theaceae.